CACGGGAGCCAUCAGCCCCCGAGAAUGCCGGAGCCUCGCUCCGCCCACAGUGGGUGGGGUCGGCACUGUAGGGGUUAAGCCCGCCGAGAAGCCCGGGGCUGCUUCCCUCCCAACCCAGGAGUGCGGCUGGGCUGCCUCAGGUUUCCAUCCCUGGGGCAUGACCAUGCAGCUAGGCCCGGCCCUGGUGCUGGGGGUGGCUGUGUGCCUGGGGUGCGGCCAGAGCUGGCUGCAGGCCCCGGAGCGCCCCUUCUCCGUGCUCUGGAACGUGCCCUCGGCACACUGCGAGGCCCGCUUCGGUGUGCGGCUGCCACUGAGCGCCCUGGGCAUCACAGUCAACUGGGGCCAGCACUUCCGUGGCCAGAAUGUCACCAUUUUCUACAAGAACCAGUUCGGCCUGUACCCCUACCUGGGGCCCAGGGGCACGGCUCACAACGGGGGCAUCCCCCAGGCUGUGCCCCUUGACUUGCACCUGGCGCGAGCUGCCUACCAGAUCUGCCACAGCCUGAGGCCCAGCUUUGCUGGCCUGGCAGUGCUGGACUGGGAGGAGUGGUACCCACUCUGGUCUGGGAAUCGGGGCCGCCGCCGAGCCUACCAGGCAGCGUCCCGGGCUUGGGCUCAGCGAAUGUUCCCCGACUGGGACCCUCGGGAGCAGCUCCGCGAAGCCCGUACUGGGUUUGAGCGGGCAGCCCGUGCGCUGAUGGAGGACACACUGCGGCUGGGCCAGGCACUCCGGCCCCAUGGGCUCUGGGGCUUCUAUCGCUAUCCAGCCUGUGGCAAUGGCUGGCACAGUAAGGCUUCCAACUACACGGGCCACUGCCGCGCAGCCACCCUUGCCCGCAACACCCAGCUGCACUGGCUCUGGGACGCCUCCAGCGCCCUCUUCCCCAGCAUCUACCUCCCACCCAGACUGCCACCUGCCUACCGCCAGGCCUUCGUGCGACAUCGCCUGGAGGAGGCCUUCCGCAUGGCCCUGGCGGGGCGCGCGCGCCCCCUGCCUGUCCUGGCCUAUGCCCGCCUCACGUACCGGAGCUCUGGCCGGUUCCUGGCCCAGGAUGACCUUGUGCAGACCAUUGGUGUGAGCGCAGCCCUGGGAGCGGCCGGCGUGGUGCUCUGGGGGGACCUGAGCCUCUCCAGCUCUGAGGAGGAGUGCUGGCGUCUCCAUGACUACCUGGUGGGCACCCUAGGCCCCUAUGUGAUCAAUGUGACCAGGGCAGCCAUGGCGUGCAGUGACCAGAGGUGUCACGGCCACGGGCGCUGUGUCCGGCGAGAUCCAGCACAGAAGGAAGCCUUCCUGCACCUGGGGCCCGACGGCAGCGAUGGAGCUUGGCAGUCCUUCAGAUGCCGCUGUUACUGGGGCUGGGCCGGGCCUGGCUGCCAGGACCCCAGGCUCGGGGCUGCACCUGAAGCAGCGGCGUGAAGCCAGGAGGCCCUUCCCUGCCUCAUCCUGUCUCUGCUCCCGCUUUUCCAGUCCUGGAGGACUCCCGUUCCACUCUUGGGGUCCUGCUCCCAAGCACACACCCCGCUUCUCUCUCGGGUUCAAAGGGGCCUA
Messenger RNA from Oryctolagus cuniculus (rabbit), 1549 nucleotides. It is a transcript of the gene HYAL3, whose product is annotated as hyaluronidase 3. Lineage: Eukaryota; Metazoa; Chordata; Mammalia; Lagomorpha; Leporidae. Gene Ontology annotation, biological process: hyaluronan catabolic process; carbohydrate metabolic process. Gene Ontology annotation, molecular function: hyalurononglucosaminidase activity. Gene Ontology annotation, cellular component: acrosomal vesicle. The record is from RefSeq and is a predicted model, not a curated record.